Branchiostoma belcheri (Belcher's lancelet) is the source of this 1984-nucleotide messenger RNA. Its product is annotated as tripartite motif-containing protein 2-like. The record is from RefSeq and is a predicted model, not a curated record. Gene Ontology annotation, biological process: positive regulation of DNA-templated transcription. The transcript has a single exon. Gene Ontology annotation, cellular component: chromatin; nucleoplasm. Bases 527 to 1582 code for a protein of 351 amino acids. Gene Ontology annotation, molecular function: ubiquitin-protein transferase activity; zinc ion binding. NCBI's taxonomy places the organism in Eukaryota, Metazoa, Chordata, Leptocardii, Amphioxiformes, Branchiostomatidae.
CUAAACUUACCUGCACUAUCAGUAGUAGAAGUACUUUUUUUAAUGUUCUGCAAUAUUCCAGACAAGUCAAAAUUUUGUUCUGCAAAUUUGAAACACUUUCUGCAAAUACACAAGCCUCCAUACUACAACCUUCUCAAUUUAAUAAUGCAAAAUUGCAGAUUGUAGAAAUUUUCUUCUGCGUUAUUGUAAAUAUCUCUGCAAAAUGCAGAAUGCAGAUGGGAUUUCUAACACUGAACCAUCAUCACCUGCAACACUCAGAAUUUAGGAGGUACAACAAUGAAAACUGAUCAGAAACUAUUGCCAUCAUUUCUUUCACGCUUCUAAUCAUUCUGACUGGUUUUGAUAUCUCUUUGUUUUGCACAAGAACUCUUGUGUGUUAUGCAGCAUCUGCUUGGAGCUGUUCACUUAGGUGCAGCUUAGUCAGGUUUGAAACCUGAUCUGAGUAAGUGAGACAAUACCAUUCCUAUAGCCACCCAGGUGGAACUGUAACCUUAGUAGGGUACAUGUACAGGCGAGGACAACAACCAUGGCGGCUGCACCGUCCACUUUGGGAGACCAAAUCCGUGAAGAACUGUCCUGCAGCAUCUGCCUGGAGCUGUUCACCAGGCCCAAGGUGCUGCCCUGUCAGCACACCUUCUGUCAGGACUGUCUAAAGGACCUAGCAAGGAAGAAAGCACGUUUCCAGUGCCCAAACUGCCGCCGUAGGGUCAAGAUACCAGCCCAGGGGGUCACAGGUUUGCCAGACAACCAUCUGGUGGGUAGUCUGUGUGACAGAAUUUCCAACCAGCCAGCAGUUUCCACAGAAGAACAGGGGAACAGUGAAGUAGACGUUUCAGAGGAACAGGCUGGAAACAAUUGUGACAAACACCCCUCUGAAAAACUGAGAGUCUACUGUAAACAAUGCCUGGUGCCGGUUUGUGACGAAUGUCUGGAUCAAGACCAUGCAGGCCAUACCACCAUGUCCCUCAAAAAGGCCAUGGAAGAAAGAAGUGCCUCAAUUAAGACCUCAGUAGAUCAGGGCAAGAAUGUGCUUGAGAGCUAUCUCGCUUUCUUGAGAGAUCUUAGAAAUAAGGAGAAAGAAGCCACCGAGAGAAAAGAGGAGACGGUUAACAACAUUACUCAAAAAUUUGAUCAAAAGGUUCAGAAGCUCACAAGGAGUAAGGACAUGCUACUGAAAGAGGUUGAAGAGGACCACAGCCGAGUCUUGGAGACGAUUCAGAAAAGUAGAGACGAAGUUCUUGAGGAGGUAGCUGAGCUGUCAACAGCUUGUGAAAGUGCUGAAGAAGCCAUCGACAGCAGAAAUAGCAAAUGUCUCAUCCAAGAGACCAGCCUGAAACAGAUUGUUAAAAACCAUAUUGGGAAAGACGCGCCAACUCCUGUACAAAUCGACCGCAUUGUUUUUGUUCCCAAUAUUGUAUAUCCUAAGGUUGGAAACUUAACAACUUGGGCAGUAAUGAGAGAUCACCUUUUCUUGUCUGUUGCAUGCCUUCAUGUCGGGUAUAACCUCUAUGGGUAUGAUGGUUUUCUGCGAGGGUGUGUGUUUACAAUUUUCCAUUUUUUGUAUGAUCUGGCCAUAGUAUAGAGCGGCUGUAGGGGAGAAGAUAGGCCAUAAGCUGAACAGUUUUAUAAAUACUCACCUACAGUCUGCAUUUUGCAGACAUUUUCAAUAUUGCAGGAGAAAAAGAAACCUGCAAUUUUACAGACUGAAUUUUACAGGCUUAGGGGUUCAGUGGUUGUGUUUGCUACUGACUCACUAGUAAUUUUCCAUGACAUGUAUUUUUCAAAUUACGAUGUACAUGACAAAAAAUAUGCAAUUUUGGAUAUCUCAUAUCUGCACUAAAAUUACCUGCACCAGACACAUUUUACACCUUAGAAGUUAGGAAGUACAACAAUGAAAACUGAUCAGAAACCUUUGCCAUCAUUUCAGUCACACUUCAUUCUGAGUACUAGUACACUGUUAGCCUUUUGUUACUGGUAUAACAUA